ACCGGGGCUAACCCAGUGACGUCACCAAUUGACACUCAAGUUAUCAGGCGCGCAAACACAAUCUUAUCGAAGUCCACAACAACGAUAUUAUACACGUCCGUGUAAUCAUAUGUACGUGACAACGUCAAUACUAUCAUAUGUGAGUUUAGUGAAUGCGGAAAAAUAAAAUCUAAUGAAAAAUAAUCCCUACAUUUCGAUAGUGAAUUUAUGUGUUUUAAGUACAUGAGAUUUGUGUUUAAAAGAAAUUCACCAGGUCCGUAAGAUCGAUUUAAGCAAUGGGCGAUGUCCAAAGGUACACGUUGGCGGACGUAGCGUCGCGUAACGGGAAAAACGCACCCGUGUGGAUUAUCUACAAGGAUUCAGUCUACGACGUCACAACGUACGUGGAUGAGCAUCCCGAUGGACCGGACUCGAUCAUGGAGCAGGCCGGCAAAGAUGCCACGAAGGACUUUGACCAAACAGGUCACACUGCCGACGCCAAGACCAUCAUGACCAAGUACAAGAUUGGAGAAAUUAUAGAGGAAGAAAAGAAAUACGACGCUAAUGGCAAAAAGAAGAAGAAAGUGGUCUCUGCUCCCCCAGAGAAGAACAACAGGAGUUGCAUAAACAUCGUCACGUGCGGAUUGAUUGGCUAAGCGAAAUUUGUACUUUAAGUUUUAGGAACUAAGAUUCGUAAUUAAACCUUUUAUAUUUUAA
Bombyx mori (domestic silkworm) is the source of this 696-nucleotide messenger RNA. Its product is annotated as cytochrome b5. Lineage: Eukaryota; Metazoa; Arthropoda; Insecta; Lepidoptera; Bombycidae. The coding region runs from base 276 to 635 and encodes 119 amino acids. The transcript is spliced from 4 exons. Gene Ontology annotation, cellular component: intracellular membrane-bounded organelle; membrane. Gene Ontology annotation, molecular function: heme binding. The record is from RefSeq and is a predicted model, not a curated record.